AUGAAGCACGAGGAGUACGAAGUCUACGUGGUGGUCGAUGAAUGUCCCUUAGAAGAGUUCAACGUGGACAAGAAGUACGACGCUGCCAGCAAUACUUGGACGUACACUGGCGAGAUUGCCUAUACACACAACAAGAAUUUUGAGUUCCAGAUGCUUUACACUGCGCAAAAGCAGGGUCAUGGCGUGGUGUAUCACGCGCAUGUCGAUGGUCAAGCGGCAGAUGAACUCCUCGCUAUAGCGCAAUUCGAUAGAUGGAAGCGCAUCGAAGGAUUUCGGCAGUCCGGCUCCAUACGACCUUUCCGUUGGACUCGUCUCGCACGAAGACAAGGUGAGCGUGUGGCACUGCAGCAGUCCGUCAAAGUACGACGGUUCGCGCAUCAGCUCACUGCCGACUAUCUUGCCCUACCCAAUUUUAGACACGCCAGUCUCUCCAGACCCGGAGACUCCGUCGGAUGUAGGCACGUUAUCCGUGCUGCUAGAACCCCUCAGCGCGAUUGCGUCUCCACAGGCAAGCCGUUCACCGUGUAUUCGGACAAGCCGUUCAACCCCGCUAGUCGCAGCCCCUCCUCCAAAGCCAUCAAACCUGCUCUUGUGA
Ceraceosorus bombacis is the source of this 595-nucleotide messenger RNA. The record is from the annotation of a GenBank genome assembly. NCBI's taxonomy places the organism in Eukaryota, Fungi, Basidiomycota, Exobasidiomycetes, Ceraceosorales, Ceraceosoraceae.